Folsomia candida is the source of this 1629-nucleotide messenger RNA. Its product is annotated as decapping and exoribonuclease protein. Gene Ontology annotation, molecular function: mRNA 5'-diphosphatase activity. The transcript is spliced from 12 exons. Bases 158 to 1336 code for a protein of 392 amino acids. The record is from RefSeq and is a predicted model, not a curated record. Gene Ontology annotation, biological process: NAD-cap decapping; nuclear-transcribed mRNA catabolic process. Lineage: Eukaryota; Metazoa; Arthropoda; Collembola; Entomobryomorpha; Isotomidae. Gene Ontology annotation, cellular component: cytosol; nucleus.
AUGGGGUUGUUUUUUGGUGUUUAACAAUUUUGGAGAAAUUGUAUACCUGCUACUCUAGGAAUCUGGGUUCCUCUGUUCAAGAAAACUGGAAAUAUUUGGCUGGACCUGAUAAUCAACUUCUGAUUGGGGUGAUUAAUGCCACCAAGUUGUUGGAAAAAUGUCGACUGCCAUGUUUACAAGAGAAAGAGACCGUGACGGGGCUGCGGGGAAGGAUUUGGGAUCUGUUACAUCUGACCGUUUCCAGAUAAGCAUCGCCCAAAUCAGUGACACAACCCCAUUUCCAAGCUUUUCUAAACCCUUCAUUGUAGGCUGCUUCUCUCUCAUCAAGGCAGAUCGUUUCUUCGCUGAAGGACCAUGUUCUCUCAAGUUUUGCCAUCUACCAGCCUCACAAUAUGUUAAGUUUGACCUAAAUCGUCACCUCCAACAACACCCACAAGCCUUCCCCAACGACAAUAUGGAGGAGACUUCUCUGGAGGAGACUUCAGCUUUGGUUCACCUCCUCAACUGGAUUCAUCGUCACGAAGAACGGUUCAAGAGGAGGAGACCACAUUUUGUAUUCUACCGUGGUUUGAUAACUAAACUACUGUGCACCCCGUACGAAAAUUUAGAAGGAUGGAAAAUUGCUGCAAUGUCAAAAAAUAACACCAUUUAUAUUCGUAAUUUGGAAACGCCAGAGUCUAUUUCAAACAGACAAAAGUUUAAUUCAAAUCCGAGGUUGAAACGAUUCAGCCAAUGGGGAUACGCUUUUGAACAUUUUCUACUAUCUGAUGAUCCUCUGCAAAAACCAGAUCCAUCGAAAGGCUCAACUGAUGAGUGCAAUUUCGUAUUUCAUGCAAAGUUGGGGAAUCAUGAUCUGCUAUAUGCAGCUGAAAUUGAUGGCGUUAUGACAAAAAAAGGAGAUGAUUCCAAUCCCAAAAAACGGCCAGAUUUAUUACUCAAAAGCGAACUGGUUGAGCUCAAGACUACGCGUCAAUUUCCUGGCGGUCAAAUGCCACAUAACUUUCGCAAGCAUAACCUCCGCAAAUGGUGGUGUCAGUCCUUCCUUGUCGGUGUGACAUCCAUUUUAAUGGGGUUACGAGAUGACGAAGGAGUAGUCCAUGAGUUGAAAUUGUUACCGUUGGAAAUGUUACCGAAGCUGGCAUCCACGGAGUGGUCAUCAACAGUAUGUUUCAACUUUUUGGACCAACUGCUCACUGAAAUUAAGAAAGCUGUAAAUGGAGAUGAGUCAUCAGUGUACGUAAUUGAAUACAAACCUGAAAGAAAAGUUCAAGGACAUAUUACACUGAAAGUGGAGGUGGAGGCGCAUUCUGAUAAACUCCUAAAUAACACUGUGUGAUAAGUUUGCCACAAUGCAUUUUCUGCAGAUUAGUAAGGCUUCUCUGAAACUAUAUCUAUUUAUUACAAAUGCCUUGCUUUAAAAUAUAUGAUAGUUGACAAUGAACAAUGGUAUUCACAUGUUGCAAAAAUUUUGUUUGUUACAUUUUGCAUGCAAAUAACGCAAUAUUUAUAUUUUUUAAAUCCAAAUAGUGUAGAUGUUUGAUAUAAAAAUAUUCAUUUGCAAUAUAAAUAUGUAUUACUGCAUAUUACACAUAUGCGAUAAAUAAAAACAUGAAUUUUUCUAUUUACUAA